AUGGCCCGCCCCAAGAAGACAGCUGUCGAGAAGCAGCAGCCUGCCCCCGUUCCUAUUCCUCCUCAGCACAUCCAGCAAUACCCUCAACAUCCCCAACCUAUCGCCGCAGUUCCUCCCCAAGCAAUGGCCGUUCCCAUGCCCGCAGCUGUCGCUGUUCCUCAACCUCAGACUGUCAUGGCACAGCGCGUUGUUGACAACGACAGUUUCCUCCGCGUGCGCGAUUCUGCUGUCGGUCGCUUGACUACUAUUCUUGAGCUCCUGAGAUCGUUCACUGCAGAUUAUGUCCGCCAGACCAACCUCUUGCUUGGCGAGCCUACUGCCGAGGGCUCUCAGGACAAUCUUCUUGCCAACUUUGAGCAUGCUGCUCAGCAGCUGAUCAUCAACCCUCCCGAGCUGGCUCCUCCCGUCGAGGAGAAGAAGGAGCGCAAGAAGCGAACCAUUGAUCCCAACGCGCCCAAGCGUCCCUUGACUCCUUACUUCCUGUACAUGCAACACGCUCGCUCUAUCAUCGCGAACGACCUGGGCUCUGAGGCACCUAAGGGUGCGGUCCAGGAGGAAGGUCAGCGACGAUGGGCUAACAUGGGUCCCCAUGAGAAGCAGGGCUGGAACAAUGCUUACCAGUACAACCUCCGUCUCUACAACGCUCGUGUUCACUCCUACAAGAACGGCAACCCUGUUGCCAAGGGUAUGACUGAUGAGGAGGCUCUCAAGUAUGCCGAGGAUUUCCAAAUCCCCAUGCCUGAGCUCAAGGACGUCACCCAAACUGAAGCACCUGCCAAUGACCAGGACGCUAUUGCUGAGCAACUUCAGGCUGUUGCCGCUGCUCCUGCUGCUGAGGAGCCCGAAGAGGCAGAGACCCCUGCUAAGACUCCUAAGAAGGCCGCUGGUGGUCGCAAGCGCAAGGUGGCUACUCCCGCUGCCGCUGCUGAGGAGAAGCCAGCUCCUGCCAGCCCAGACAAGAAGCGAAGGCGCUCCACCAAGGCCGCCGUCGUCGAGCCCCAGGAAGAGCCCAAGAAGUCGGGUCGCAAGAAGACUAAGAGCUCUUGA
Fusarium pseudograminearum CS3096 is the source of this 1047-nucleotide messenger RNA. RefSeq lists its product as uncharacterized. The coding region runs from base 1 to 1047 and encodes 348 amino acids. NCBI's taxonomy places the organism in Eukaryota, Fungi, Ascomycota, Sordariomycetes, Hypocreales, Nectriaceae. The transcript has 3 exons. The record is from RefSeq and is a predicted model, not a curated record.